Messenger RNA from Suillus subaureus, 1309 nucleotides. RefSeq names its product Metallo-dependent phosphatase-like protein. Gene Ontology annotation, molecular function: protein serine/threonine phosphatase activity. Gene Ontology annotation, biological process: double-strand break repair via homologous recombination; peptidyl-serine dephosphorylation. NCBI's taxonomy places the organism in Eukaryota, Fungi, Basidiomycota, Agaricomycetes, Boletales, Suillaceae. The transcript has 8 exons. Gene Ontology annotation, cellular component: nucleus; cytoplasm. The record is from RefSeq and is a predicted model, not a curated record. The coding region runs from base 103 to 1020 and encodes 305 amino acids.
ACGGCAGUACUGUGCCUUGAUGUGACGUUAUUUCCACGGUGCACACGUACUACAACUUGUUGUCGAAGGCAUCCGAGUCGACGGUCUAUCAGAUAGGUUGCAAUGCCCAGUGAUCUCGACAGACAAAUAGACCAGCUCACACGAUGUGAACCCAUAUCCGAGGAACAGGUCAAACGGCUUUGCUUCAAGGCCCGUGAGAUCCUAAUAGAAGAAGCAAAUGUUCAAGCCGUGGACUCUCCUGUGACGAUCUGCGGCGAUAUCCAUGGGCAGUUCUUUGAUCUCAUGGAAUUAUUUAAGGUAGGCGGGUUUUGCCCGGAGACGAACUAUCUUUUCAUGGGUGAUUUCGUGGAUCGUGGCUUCUACAGUGUCGAAACGUUUCUGCUCCUCCUGGCACUCAAAGUCCGCUAUCCAGAGCGAAUCACAUUGAUCCGGGGCAACCACGAGUCACGGCAGAUCACACAGGUGUAUGGGUUCUAUGACGAAUGUCAGAGAAAAUAUGGCAGCACCAACGUGUGGAGAUGGUGUUGUGAGGUGUUUGACUAUCUUGCGUUAGGCGCGAUCGUGGACGGUAGAGUUUUUUGUGUCCAUGGCGGACUCAGCCCAAACCUGCAGGCUAUUGAUCAGAUACGCGCUAUUGAUCGAAAACAGGAAGUUCCCCAUGAUGGUCCCAUGUGUGACCUCCUUUGGUCCGAUCCAGACGAUAUAACUGGAUGGGGCCUAUCUCCGCGGGGCGCUGGUUUUCUUUUCGGCGCCGAUAUUACCAAAACCUUUGCACACCAUAACUCUAUUGACCUCAUCGCCCGGGCCCAUCAGUUGGCCAUGGAAGGAUAUAAGCUCAUGUUUGACAACAUGAUAGUGACUGUGUGGAGCGCACCAAAUUACUGUUAUCGGUGUGGUAAUAUAGCUUCGAUUCUCGAGCUAGAUGAACGCCUUGCUCAAGAAUACAAAGUUUUUCAACAUGCGCCCUCGGACGUACGCUCCAUCCCAGCAAAACGACCUCCUGCGGACUACUUCCUUUGAAUGGGAAUUUUUACCUUUCUGAUUAGAAGGUUGCUCUCUUGACAACAACUGCCUGCCUGUCUGCCGCGUGUCUUGGACAUGCCAUAAACGCGACUUUCUCAUCAAACGGUACAUUUAAACUACUGUCCGUUGCUUCUAGGGACCGUGUGGGCGUAGCGUGGUUGGCAGGAGGCGCAACGAUGGAAGUCGACGGGGUGCCUGGCUUUAUCGCAAUUCCCUGUGGAUCCUCGUCGAUCUUUGUUGGCCAGUUAGAGACGCCCAGAACAGAAACAUGACGUACAGCGCCCAC